Molecule: messenger RNA, 2370 nt
Organism: Gadus macrocephalus (Pacific cod)
Lineage: Eukaryota; Metazoa; Chordata; Actinopteri; Gadiformes; Gadidae
Exons: 2
Coding region: 1-2370 (789 amino acids)
Biological process (GO): proteolysis
Molecular function (GO): aspartic-type endopeptidase activity
Source: RefSeq, a predicted model, not a curated record
AUGAUAAUGACACAUAACUCGCGUAAGAAACCCAGACUCCCAAGAUCAGACAGCAAAGCCAACUCUAACUUACCUAAUGGUCUUAUUGGUCCGUGCUAUGCUGCAACAGUCUUAAUCGAAGGUGUACAGUGUGAGUCCAUCUUAGACACAGGGUCACAGGUCACGACCAUCUCUGAAACAUUCCAUGCCUCAUAUCUGUCAUCCUUGCCCAUACAACCCAUUCAGAGUCUGCUUGAAAUUGAAGGCGCUGGAGGGCAUACUGUACCUUACCUCGGCUAUAUUGAAGUUAGUCUUACUUUUCCUGAUACUGUCACUGGAACCAAAGAGGAGUUAAGAGCCUUAGCCCUGAUUGUUCCUGAAUGCCUCUUUAACAGUCAAACACCUGUGUUAGUUGGCACAAAUGUUUUAAUACAACUAUACCAGCAUGCUGUAGAGCACAAAGGACCCAAGUUCUUAAAGAGGUCAGACAACUAUGCACUACUCCUCCAGCAUGUAGGCCACAGCAACAGGAGUGAAAGCAAACCUUGUCGUGUUAUAUUGCAUGGGAAAAGCCCUGUCUCCAUCCCUCCCAAACAGAGAGUUCAGAUCUUUGGGAAUGUAAGAGUAGGCAAGACAAAUCCCGACACCUCUUUUGUCCUUGAGCCGCCUGAGUCUUCCUCACUGCCUGGUGGUUUAAUGCUUGAAUGUGCUCUUUUGAACAUUUCCUGCAAAGCUGCCAGAAAGAUUCCUGUCUUCAUCAGAAACAUGACAGACCAUAAUGUCACCUUGCAGCCAAGGCAUGUUAUCGGCGUAAUCUCUGCCGCAGCUUGUGUCAUGCCGCUUAACUCUGAUCAACCUUCUUCCCCUCGUUGUGAGCCUACAACUGAGAAAGUCAAGGAGAAACUACAUUUUGACCUUGAGAACCCACUUAUUGGAGAUGAAUGGAAAACACGAAUCACAGAUAAGCUUAACUCCAUCAUAGAUGUGUUUGCUACUGAUGAAAUGUCUAAUGGUCACACUAAUGCAGUUAAGCACCAUAUAAGACUAAGUGACGAAACCCCUUUCAAAGAAAGACCCAGACCUAUAGACCCAAGUGACAGAGAAGCUGUCAAACAACACUUGAGAGAGCUUUUUGAAGCUGGUAUAAUCAGAGAAUCUGAAAGUCCUUUUGCUUCUCCGAUUGUCUUAGUCAAGAAGAAGAAUGGAAAGAUAAGACUCUGUGUUGACUACAGAAAACUAAAUACACGUACCAUUAAAGAUGCUUAUGCUCUACCUAACAUCGAGGAGACAUUCUCAGCGCUUAGUGGUGCAAAAUGGUUCUCUGUGAUGGACCUAAAAUCUGGUUACUACCAGGUUGAAAUGGCAGAAGAAGACAAGUACAAGACUGCGUUCAUAUGUCCCCUAGGCUUCUGGGAGUUCAACAGAAUGCCCCAAGGCAUAACAAAUGCUCCCUCUACUUUUCAACGCCUGAUGGAAAAGUGCGUUGGGGACUUACAUAUGAACGAAGUGCUUGUGUUCUUGGAUGAUCUUAUAGUCUUCUCUGAGACUCUUGAAGAACAUGAGGCCCGGCUCAUGAGAGUGUUGCAGCGCCUCAAAGACUAUGGUCUGAAGUUAUCACCUGAGAAGUGUCACUUCUUCAAGUCCUCAGUGAAGUAUCUUGGCCAUGUUGUGGAUGCUCAGGGUGUUCACACUGAUCCAGAUAAGAUCUCAGCUUUGAAAACCUGGCCUUGUCCUACAAACAGAGAAGAACUUGAAAAGUUUUUGGGCUUUGCAGGCUAUUACCGGCGCUUCGUUGAAGGUUACUCCAAGAUAGCCAAGCCCUUAAAUGCUCUUAAAGCUGGAUACCAUCAUCCUCGUAAAAGAGGAAAGAUAUACAAAAGACCCUGUCCCAAGGGCCCUGUGAACUCUCGGGUACCUUUUGGUGAUGAGUGGAACACUGAAUGCAACCUUGCCUUUAAAACCCUUAUUGAGAGGUUAACAUCCUCACCAAUCCUUGCAUUCGCAGACCCCAAGCUCUCCUAUGUAUUGCACACCGAUGCUAGCGGAGAGGGUCUUGGUGCUGCUAUUUAUCAAGAACAAGUCGGGAAGCUUAAGGUGAUAGGUCACUGUAUACAUUCAAGUCUGGAUGAGUCUGAGUUUCCCUGUCUGGCUGAAUCCUUGGCCCUGGAUGCCUCAGUUAUACCAGACUGUUUCGCCAAUCCUGGACAAGACACCAUACCUGGCAGGAAAAAGGAAGACUGGUACAGAUCUCAGAGGGAAGAUCCAAUUCUCAACAAGGUCAUUUAUUUUCUUGAAGCAGCACAUAAGCCAAACUUCAAACAUUCGAGCUCUGAGCCGCCUGAGUGCCUGACAGUCGUGAUACAAGAAAAGUCCUGGGGCCUCAUGUACUAA